Messenger RNA from Suillus paluster, 1471 nucleotides. RefSeq lists its product as uncharacterized. The coding region runs from base 32 to 1303 and encodes 423 amino acids. Lineage: Eukaryota; Fungi; Basidiomycota; Agaricomycetes; Boletales; Suillaceae. The transcript has 10 exons. Gene Ontology annotation, cellular component: intracellular membrane-bounded organelle; membrane. The record is from RefSeq and is a predicted model, not a curated record.
GCAGAGGCUUCGACGACGACGACGACUAACCAUGCCUUCGUCGUUCUACAUUCCAAUUCUCCUUGCGGGAAUGAUAAUUACGGGGUCGAGUAAUUCUUUGUGGAGUAAAUGGCAGGACAUGCAAUGCGUGGAGAAUUGUAACGAUCCCGACCCAGCGAGCCACGUUCUCUAUGAGCAGCCUGUAUGGCAAACUCUCCAAAUGUUCCGCUUUCUCCCUGUCAUUUACACGUGGCUCCGUGCACGUCAGCGGACCGCACCCGUGUUUCUGUCCGAUUUAGAAGAAGAAGAUGUGCAUGCGCCUGGUAAACUUGAGGAAACUUGUGAGGAGCUACGAGGGUGGAAAGUUCUUCUUUUAUGGUUUCCCGCUGCUUGCGAUCUUACCGGAACAACGCUUAUGAAUGUCGGUCUCCUCUACACCCCGGUUUCCAUUUAUCAGAUGACCCGUGGAGCUCUCGUUCUUUUUGUGGGCGUCCUUAGCGUCAUCUUCUUAAACCGUCGUUUAUGGCUCUAUCAAUGGGUCUCUCUCUUGACAGUUAUGGCUGGUAUUUCGCUGGUAGGGUACAGCGGGUCGCUUAUCAAAGACGUCGCGAACUCCACAUUGCAUAUGUUCAAUACCGACCCGUCAGCGCCGGUACCCGUCGGAGAGCCUGAAGUCACGAAAGUCCUCGUUGGCGUUUUCUUCAUUCUGUUUGCCCAGGUAUUUACGGCAACACAGUUUGUUGUGGAAGAGAAGAUCAUGGCUCGUUACUCUGUAGCGCCUUUGGUUGCUGUGGGCUACGAAGGUCUAUUCGGAGCUCUCACCAUCAUCCUGUGCAUGCCCAUUCUGGCUAUGCCGUCAGUCGCUUCUAGCUCGCCUUUCUUUGACCUUCCUAGGGGUUGGUACCAAUUAGUGAACACGCCAAGCGUCUUUCGGUCAGGGAUCGCCAUCGCGAUUAGUAUCUCGUUGUUUAACUACUUCGGAUUGAGCGUCACUAGGCAUGUAAGUGCCACGGCGAGGAGCUUGACCGACACCUGCAGAACACUCUCGAUCUGGCUAGUCAGUCUUGGACUAGGCUGGGAGAAGCUUCUUUUCCCCAUUUCAUUGCUGCAAGUACUGGGAUUCUCCUUCUUAUUCCUUUUCAAUGGUUUGGUUAGCCCUCCCCCUUUCCUCCACCAGCCCUCAGUCCUAGAGGAGGCGGUGGGUGGCGAAGCAGAAGAAGGGGAAGCCUUGCUUGCAUCACAGCAUCUGGAUGAUACGGCUGCUCUGCCUGUUGACCUUGGUCAAAGUGUUCACGCACAAGGUGUCUCCAUAGCUGAAGAUUGAGAGUCCAUCUAGACGAUACUUACAUAUGAUACAUUGAUCUAUGGACAUGUACCUGAUGGGUAUCACAAUGAUGCAUACCGCCGUUUAUUCAAGACGCCGUUCACGGGGCCGCAUGUGAACAAACUCUAGUACCAUAUGCUUAACACGGAACAGAUGCAUGCUGCGCUC